Messenger RNA from Solea solea (common sole), 2058 nucleotides. RefSeq names its product C2 calcium-dependent domain-containing protein 4C-like. The record is from RefSeq and is a predicted model, not a curated record. The transcript is spliced from 3 exons. Lineage: Eukaryota; Metazoa; Chordata; Actinopteri; Pleuronectiformes; Soleidae. The coding region runs from base 118 to 1416 and encodes 432 amino acids.
CAUUAACUGUGCAUCGCAUCAGUGUUGAGUGUGGUUUGUUAGCGGGAAAAAAAGUUAUCUGGACUCGCCUGGCACCAUUAUUUUACGCAGAAACUGAGUAGAGGCAUCUGAGUGGGCAUGUGGCUAUUGGAGAAGCUCCGUGGCUCUGUGGAGAGUAGUGGGAAACAAUCUCAACAAACGCAGACAGCAGAGGCCAUUCCUGUCUCUGUUUAUGCCAAUGUCCUCACUCCAGAGAAGAUCCCAGAUUUCUUCAUCCCCCCUAAACUCAUCUGUUGCCCACCUGAGGAGUCUCUGACCUCAGAACCUCAGCUCUGCUCCACCCUGAGACCUUCCUCCUCUGAUCAUGCCAUCUGCAGCCAGAGCCCCAGAGCUCGCAGAAGCAAGAACCCCUGCAGCCCUCGCCUCUUCUCCCGCAUGGCGGAUGCACGCAAUCUCCAGAAGUCUGCCAAUCGUCACAUCAUCCAGAUAGAGAGUGCAGAUGAACCAGGUGCCGGAUCUGCAGACAGAGUCAAAGUUGAAGUCAACACUAAUGCAGACCCCCAGUCACAGACUGCAAUGUCUCUUCCCUAUGUACCUAAGGCUCAGACCUCCUAUGGCUUUUCCACCCUGGUGGAAUCUCCUCACACCCGACGCAAGGAGAGCCUGUUCCACAGUGACCCGGGCAGCCCGCUCACCUCCCCAAACUCACAGAGGCGCUCCCAAGGGGGGACUUUACUGACCCCUGCUGACUCCAACCCCUAUCGCUAUUUCAGUGGUGGAGAGAGUGACACCUGCUCCUCAGCAGAGUCAUCCCCCUUUAACUCCCCUCUCCUGUCCCGCUCUGCCUCUCUCUUACGAUCCAUAACUCAGGAGACACAAGCAAAGGUUUCUCGUGCCAAGCGUUCCCUGGCGCGGCACAGUUCUCUCUCCACUGACGACUGCAGCUCAGCAGACAACAGCCCCAACAUGCAGCGCCGCCGCAUGCGCUGUCCCCCCUCUCCUGCCUUCCGUGGAUGUAAAAACAGUGGACUUCGGGGGGCUGCUUCCAACCUCCUGCAGCGCGAGCACACCGUCAACCUCCACAAGGGGGGGACACUGAGGCUGAGCACUCACUAUGACUCGGAGGCUGCUCGGCUGCGGGUGCGCGUGCUCACGGCUGAGGCCCUUUAUGACAGGCAGACAGAUCUUAAAAGCAUUAACUGCUGUGUAGCACUUUACCUAAACCCUGGCAAGCAGCAGAAACAGAGGAGCACCAUUAUCAAGAAUAGCAGGAAUCCCGUGUUUAACGAGGACUUUUUUUUCGAUGCACUGCCUCAGGCACAAGUAAAGAGUCUGGCCAUGAAGAUAAAAGUAGUGAACAAAGGAACCAGUUUGAAGAGAGACGUGCUUCUAGGAGAAAGAGAGGUGUUGCUCAGUGAGCUGCUUGAUGGCCUUUAGGGAGCUCCUGUCAAGACUGGAAUGAAAACAAGCAGCUACGCACUGUGAGGGCCCUCUUUUUUUGCUCUGGCUAUAUUUUUUUUUUUUUUUAUCCCUCUCCACAAAAUUGGUACACACUGGACAGGAGAGAGCAUGCUGAUGACAGGGAUCCAAGCACACUGUGUUAUGUACAUCAAAGGACACAAAGCAGAUGCCUCUGUUGAAUUAAUUCCCACUUUUUCCCGUCUUCAGGUUCUCUAUCUGUUUUCAGAGAUCAGUGUCAGACCAGGUCCAACAAACCACCAACAUUUACAUGUUUAAUAAUCGUUUAGCAAUGUGAACUGUGCAUCUGUGGUCCAUGUUUGUGUAUUUAUUGAGCUUACAAAAGGUGUUGCCUCCUCUGAAGAGCAUUGUGACGUGGGACAAUAACAUAUCGACUGUAAUGCAAUGAUGAUCCUGUGUGAGCUGACGGUGUAUUUUUGUAAUAAUGCAGUAACAUUACAUGUGUGUUUUUGCACGCUCCUGUGUAAAUUUAUAAUGCCAUUAUGUCGUUGAAAGAAUUUAUAUUUGGGAAUUAGAUUUUAAUGGCUUGUGGUUGUACUGUUGAUAUGAAUGUUGUUAUGUAACGUGCCUUUGAACUCACAAAUAAAAAUAUUAAACUCA